Tetranychus urticae (two-spotted spider mite) is the source of this 1967-nucleotide messenger RNA. Its product is annotated as adipokinetic hormone/corazonin-related peptide receptor variant I-like. Lineage: Eukaryota; Metazoa; Arthropoda; Arachnida; Trombidiformes; Tetranychidae. The record is from RefSeq and is a predicted model, not a curated record. Gene Ontology annotation, biological process: G protein-coupled receptor signaling pathway; cellular response to hormone stimulus. Gene Ontology annotation, molecular function: G protein-coupled receptor activity; peptide binding. Gene Ontology annotation, cellular component: plasma membrane.
GUUAACCUGAGCACAUCAAGAAAAAAAGUCAAGCGCAAAGUCAAAAAAACUUUGGCCAAACUUGAAACCAAAAGUAAAACCAAAAGUAAACCAAAAGUUGAAAAAAACUCAAGUUCAACUAAUGGAUAACAAUGACAUAAUGAUGAUGUUAACCAAUAGUUCAGUUUAUUUGCUCGGUUAUAUUCGUGAUGAAAAUAAAGUGUCCAACAAUGUGGAACCCAGCGGGUUGGACUCGAUACUCACCAACGAUCCAACGGUUCACCUCACCUCUUCAAUAUCAUCUUCUGGGUUGUCUACAUCAUCUUCAGCUUCGGUUGCCAUCGAGUCUAAACUUGUACCUGACAUCGACUUGUCAACCCUCAAUGGUUCAACCAUUUUAACCCAAUACUCUGAUCUGAAUCAACUAAACGUUCUUGAAGUUACAUCUUACCUUUGCCUAUUUUUCCUUGGGGCUCCAGCCAAUCUGAUAGUGUUUUACAACAUUUUCAAAACAAGUGCCUACAAGCGAACUAGAAAUGAAUUUUUACUCUCAAACCUUGUCAUUGCCGAUUCCAUAGUUACCUGUCUAAUGAUUCCAUCAGAGAUUCUUUGGAGGUUCAGUAUAACCUGGAUUUAUGGUUCCAUUGCUUGUAAAAUAUUUCAAUUUUAUCGUGCCCUAGGAAUCUAUUCAUCUUCAUCCAUUCUUGUUUGCAUCUCAAUCGACCGUUUCAUUGCCGUAAUCUAUCCUUUUAAAUACACUUCCUGUGCACCUUUAGUUCAUAAAUGUGUCUUUACAGCUUGGAUUAUCAGUGUAACAGCAAGUUUACCUCAGAUGGUGCUAUUCAAUGUACAAGCUCAUCCUGAACUGAACAAUUAUUAUCAGUGCGUCGAUUUUCAUUCUUUCGGUGAGGAAUGGCAUCGAAAGUUGUACAACAUUUUCAGCCUUUGCGUCGUCUACGUUAUCCCGUUGCUCAUAAUAAUCAUUUGUUACACUGGAAUCUGCAUUAAACUAUUUGCCAACUCAAGAUGCCUUGGUAAUGUUAAAGCUGCUCUCGAUGAUUGUUGGAACAACUUGUCUUCCAUUGAGCCAGCCUCAUCUUCAUCUUCAUCAUCUUUAAACCAUAAUCAUGUUACUCAGUCACAUCAUCAUUACCAGCAACCUCAUCGAUCCACUGCAAGUUACACUCGGGAAACAGAGUCUCUCGAGAUUUUACCUGCUCCGGAAUCAAGUUUAACAGCGAAACGUCAAAAAAUUCAAUCUCGAGUUCUUAAAGAAGCUUUCAUAAUUAUAUUAGCCUUCAUCAUUUGCUGGUCUCCCUACGUAAUUGCCGUAAUCUGGUAUCAAAUUGAUCCCAAUUCAGCUCGUCAAAUCAAUGAAAACCUUCAGGCGAUCCUCUUCAUGUUUGCCGUUUCCAAUUCAUGUGUAAAUCCCUACAUUUAUGGUAAAAGUUUUGUUUUCCGCAACUUUUAGUUCCAAAGCACAGAGUCACACUCGGAAGCACCAAACCAGUUCAAAAAAGAUUAUUGCAAAAUCUCUUGAAAAUCUUCGAAAAUUUCACACAACAAACGAACCUUCAGAAUAACUGAAAAUCUUCAAAUCUUAAAACUUCAAAACUCAUGAAAUGUUUCAAAAACUCGACAUUUAUCCUCACCUUGAAAGACAUUGAAUCUUUAAAACUCAGUUUAUAAUUAAAAUAUCAAAAACUAUUUUCACUUUUCACUUGCUUGGAAAAGCCUUGUUAAUAUUGCUCUUUGGGUCAGCAUUUGAAAAAUAAAAAUCCAACUUGAAAAGUUUUCCUUUUGAACAUUUCUCUUCAAAUUAUGGACAAAGAAUCUGAUAAUUUUGUCAUCAUUAUUUUACUCCAAAUACAAAGACUAUAAAUCACCCAGAGUGCCCAACAACUGGGAGUGAAAAUUUGAUAAAACUUGUUGUGUAAAGGAAACUGAAAAAAGCAUUUGUAUAAAAUUUAAAUUAUAAACAAAAAGCA